Molecule: messenger RNA, 1519 nt
Organism: Setaria italica (foxtail millet)
Lineage: Eukaryota; Viridiplantae; Streptophyta; Magnoliopsida; Poales; Poaceae
Product: methyl-CpG-binding domain-containing protein 11
Exons: 3
Coding region: 116-1093 (325 amino acids)
Molecular function (GO): DNA binding
Source: RefSeq, a predicted model, not a curated record
GCCCCCCGCUCCCAUCCAUUCCCCAAUUCAGCAGCAGCAGCAGCACGAGCGCGAGCGCCUUUGCGAAUUCCGACAGCGAGAGCGGGAAGGGAAAACUCGAAACCCGGCGGGCGGCAUGGCGACCGGCGAGGAGCACGUGGCGGCGGCGGUUGAGCAGACGCCGGAGAAGAAGGAGGCCAGCGUGACCGAGCUCCCCGCGCCCUCCGGCUGGACGAAGAAGCUUGCCCCAAUUAGAGGGGGAAAGUUUGAGGUUAUUUUUGUGUCCCCAACUGGCGAGGAGAUCAAGAGCAAGAGACAGCUGACCCAGUACCUGAAAGCUCAUCCUGGAGGCCCUGCAUCUUCCGAGUUUGAUUGGGGAACCAGUGAUACUCCCAGACGGUCAGCACGCUUAAGUGAGAAGUUCAAGGCAACAGAGAGCCCAGAAGGUGAGAAGACCCCUAAACGUGGAAGAUCAAGCUCUAAGAGGGGCAGAAAGGAGAAAAAAGAAGAUGCAGAUGCAGUCGAUGCCAAUGAAACUGUAGACCGUGGCACUUUGGAAGGCACUGAUGUGGAGAUGAAGGAUGCUGAAGAAGAGAAGAAAGAGGAUGCCCCCAGUGCAGAUGUUGCAGAGAAGACCGAAGGAGGUGAAGAGAAGAAAGAUGAGGCCCCUGGUGCAGAUGCUGCAGAGAAGACUGAACAAGGCGCCGAAGGCCAAGAGCAGACUAAUAAUGUCGCUGCCCCAGAAUCAGAAAAUAAAUCAGAUGUGAAACCAGCUGAAUCUGAAGUAGCUCCACUAGCACCUGUAGUAGAGGAAGAGAAGAAAGAGGAGAAAACUGAGAACAGCCUGGUAGCUGAACCCGCAGUGCCCCCAGCAGCUGAACCCGUGGUGCUCCUGGCAGCAUCUUCAGAGGGAGAGAAGAAAGAGGAUGGUGGCGUGACCGAACCUGCUGCGCUGCCUGUGGCCGAAACGAAGGCAGAUGCUCCUCCAGCAGAGGCAGCAAAGGAGGCUGAGAAUCUGGGGCAGGCGAACGCCGCCCCCCAAGAACCAUCGGCAGCGAACUGCGACAACAAGGGUCAGAUCCAACCGGGCGCCUCCGCUGUGAGGUGCACAUAAAGGUUGCUCGGUCUCGGUUGGGAUGGGAUGCGUCACCGUGUGUUUAGGACAUUAUCUCCCAUUUGCUUUGAGAAUUGUAAUCGUACUUAACCUGACACCGCUGGCGCAGCACUAGGCUGCCCAGUAUGUAGUUAUCCUUCCCUUUUGAUGGCGGCGGCGCCGCUGCGGGGGGCAGUAGGCCGGCCUAUGCCGCCUCGGUCGCCCGCGGCCGCCGUAAGCUUUGUACUACCGGUGUAGUAACUCGUUAGCGUGCUGGAACAUUGAUUCCUGGAGAGGGCUGGCGGACGAUAGAGGCCUCCGCCCCUGUUGUAACGUGACGUAAUGUGUGCUGUUAUGCCUUGUGUUUAUGAACUUAUUAUUAUGAUCCUAUAAAUAAAGCCGUAAGCGUGGGUCAUUGCCUGACCACCUUCUGGCACCGCAUCCUUC